AUGGCAUCAGAUAAAGCGAAAAUAGCGAAAGAUCAGGGCAAUGCAGCCUUCAAGUCGGGUGAUUACCCAGCCGCGAUCGGUCAUUAUACAUCCGCAAUUCUUGAGAAUACUGAUGAUUCGACAUUUCCUCUCAACCGCGCAGCAGCGUACUUAAAGCUAGGCAAGAACGAGGAUGCAGAACGAGAUUGUGCGACCGUUUUGAAGUUGAGCCCCAACAAUGUAAAAGCUCUAUUUCGGAGAGGUCAGGCUCGGAUGGGUCUCGGUUGUUUGGAUAAAGCCCGUGCAGGGGAGGCAUCCGAAUUAGAGCCCUCCAAUCAAUCGGUGAAGCAGGAGCUUAUAGAAGUCGAUAAACUAAUUCACCAGCAGAAGUGUGACACUACAAACACCUUUCGUCCAAUAACUAUACCGUCAGGGGUUGCCCCGGCGAUAAAACGGAGGCGCGUUCCGAUAGAGGUAGUUGAGGAUUUGUCUAGAACGUCGCAUCAUUAUGGCGCAGAGCUAGCAGUAGAAGACGCUGAAAGGCAGCCUAAAGGCCUCGAAGACAAUGGGUUGCUGCAGCCAAUUUCCUCCCGGGCGUUACCUCGGAGUAACGAACCCAGUUCGUCAAGUGUCAAACCAGAUCAGAGCACUAGCCCGCCUCCACCGAGGCAAACUACUUCAGCAAGGACAGAAAGUUUCAAAGACACGAAGCAGUUACGGAACACUACAAAGCCGUCACGCAUUGGUGGGGGGAUAUUCCGACCGUCUGGCAACCAUACACUGUUUGCUAGGAACGAUGGAAAAUCUGGCGCAGCCCCAGUGACAACCUCGCUUCAAGCCAUGGUCGACAGCACUGUCCCACAAGCUCCUAUGACUCUCUUUAACUUCACAAAGAUGUGGGAGUCGCACAUGAAAGACGAAGAUCGUUGGAACAUCGUCUCUGGAAUAUCACCAUCGUCCCUUCCUAAUAUGUUCCAGGCGUCGCUGGAGCCAGUUUUACUCUCAUCAAUACUUCAGCAUUUUCAACGAGUUAUAGAUCUACAAAUCGCGGCUCCUGAUGAUGUACGUGAAUAUUUGGUAUCGUUAUCAAAAGUCCAGCGGUUUGGCACGAUUAUGCUAUUCAUGGACAAGAACGAGAAAAUGCUUCUAAAGAGGCUUUGGGAGACAUGUGGAAAGCUCUGA
Molecule: messenger RNA, 1161 nt
Organism: Suillus subaureus
Lineage: Eukaryota; Fungi; Basidiomycota; Agaricomycetes; Boletales; Suillaceae
Exons: 6
Coding region: 1-1161 (386 amino acids)
Molecular function (GO): protein binding
Source: RefSeq, a predicted model, not a curated record